AUGAGAGCCUACUACUACGACAACCUCGAAGGCGACCAGCGUCUGCCCCACGAUUCCGGCCGCGAAGUCACCCCCUCCAAACUCUCCUCCCUCGGAAUCCUGCACUACUACUACCCGGACGACAUGGACGGCGUGAACAAGAUCGCCGCGGCGCGCAACUACAAGAACCGCGACGAGAUCGAAAUCUCCCCCUCCACGCUGCCCGGGUACGAAGAGAAGGUGAAGAAUUUCUUCCACGAGCACCUGCACGAGGACGAGGAGAUCCGGUACAUUCUCGGCGGGGGAGGGUAUUUCGACGUGCGGAGUGAAGGGGACGAUUGGGUGCGGAUUCGGUUGGAGAAGGGGGAUCUGAUGAUCAUGCCGGCGGGCAUCUAUCAUCGCUUCACGACGGAUGAGCAGAAUGUGAGUACCUACCUACCUACGGGAACUUUGGCACGUGAUGAUGACGGGAGGGACCGGGGAUGCUGAUGUGGGAUGCAGUAUACCAAGGCUGUGCGAUUGUUCAAGGAGGACCCGAAGUGGACUCCUCUGCAGCGUGGCGAGGAGACGGAUGCCAACCCAUUCCGAAAGGACUAUCUCAAGACGCGCGAGGGUUUGAGUGCUGCGUGA
Lecanosticta acicola is the source of this 609-nucleotide messenger RNA. NCBI's taxonomy places the organism in Eukaryota, Fungi, Ascomycota, Dothideomycetes, Mycosphaerellales, Mycosphaerellaceae. The record is from the annotation of a GenBank genome assembly.